Daphnia magna is the source of this 1769-nucleotide messenger RNA. RefSeq lists its product as uncharacterized. The record is from RefSeq and is a predicted model, not a curated record. NCBI's taxonomy places the organism in Eukaryota, Metazoa, Arthropoda, Branchiopoda, Diplostraca, Daphniidae. The transcript is spliced from 4 exons. Bases 173 to 1219 code for a protein of 348 amino acids.
UUAAGGAAAAAAUAUGAAAAAUAUGAAAAAAUAUAAAAAAUAUGAAAAAAUAUAAAAAAUAUAAAAAAUAUAUAAAAUAUGUAAAGUUUUAACACGAAAAUUAAUGUUUUUAACCGUCUGCUAAACAUCGUGAUUGAGAUUUUGAGAAUCGGGACUUUGUUAAAGCUUAAAAAUGAAUGACGAAGAAACUGACAAAGAAUUAGAAAACUUUUGGGGUUUACUGAAAGAAAACCAAGUUAUUGUCCCACUUAAUCUGAAACACAUUCUAUCCACGAACAAUCUAGUCGGCAUUCGAGUUAUGGCCGAAAUCAAUGACGAAGUAAUUAAAGAACUUGAAAGCUCCGUAAGAGAAAUGGGAAAUGUUGACAUUGCAAGCAAAAUGAGUGAAGAAGACAAAGUAAAACUCUUUGGCCCAAUUUAUAAAUUAUGUCCUGACAAAUUUAAGUUUUCUAUUGGUGACAAAAUGGUCUUACGUGUUAUACAGAAAGUGAGUAAAGAACUUGAGGCUAGUUUCAAAGUUGUGACAAAGAUUAAAGACCCUGCUCCUACUAUAAAAGAUCGUACAAUGCCAACCAAAGAUUUGGCACACACAGAAGGGCAGCAGCAUACAUCAUCCGUGGCAAACAGUAGGCCUAAACCUUCAAAUGAAGAAAUCAGAGCACUAGAAGGGAGACUAGAAGACUGCAUUUUACGUUGGGGGAAAAGAAAGAACAUGGAGUGUGAAAAUCAGUUCAGAGUGGCUGGAAAUACUGUUACGUGCAAAUUUAAAACAUCUGCUUCCACCUUCUGCAACAAGACCUACAAGUUACAGCAAAGUAAGGAAGGAUCCUCCUGGCAAAUCUCAAACUUCACUAACCACAUAAAUGCUGAACACAACAAAACCAAGAAAGUUUCCACAGCGAGUCCAACAACAAAUCAAAACCAGGAAGAAUCAACUGCUAUUUCUACACCCAACAGUGGAAAUGAAGUUUCACGAAAAAGGAAAUCUACUACUUCAGUUAUUGAUCUUGCUGCUGGGGACGAAACAAAUGAUAGUAACGGUGACGAUGGAAGUGGAUAUCACAGCCCAUCAGAAAUUUCUUCACCAUCAAAUGAUAAUGGUAACUUUGAUUUUGAAAAAGGAAAGUCGACUGCACACAAACAUCGAAGCAAAAGAUCCAACGAGACUUCUAUGUUGCCAUCGUCGUUGAAUGAAGAAGAUAAUAGUAAGAGUAUGUGAGACAAACAGACUGGAGAUGCCGUAUUGCCGCACAGCAACUCCCGUCAUAAAUCAUCUUUAAUCAAUUGGAAUAGUAGACUCGAUAGACGGCAACUCAAAUUAAGAAAAAGUUCUUCACAGCCCCAACAAAGUCGCAUUUCUGACUAUUUUGAAUUCGUUAACAAACUUGACGCGGAAAUUUGCCUCCGCAAGGAAAACGAAUUUCUUCGUUCAAAAAUUCAAGAAAUGGAAAAAAAAUUCGCCUCUCUUAAUCAAGAAAAUCCUCUAGAAGUUGCUGGUCAAUCUCUUUUAACUAGAAUGAUGCGGCAAGCUGUAAAACAAUUUGGAAAGAAACCUAAAGGGUUAAGACACGACGACGUUGUUCUUGAACAUUUCUGUAUCAAUGUUUGGAUCCUUGGAGGCCGUCGUAUCUACGAGAUCUUUCACAGCAACUUUAUUGGAAUUUUUCCCUCGCCUUCAACUAUACAAGACCGUCUUCGAACGUUUGAUCUCCCAUCCCAAGACGGCAUAAAUUUCUCUGCCGUGGUGGAAUACCUCAAAACAAACAACG